Molecule: messenger RNA, 2391 nt
Organism: Vespula vulgaris
Lineage: Eukaryota; Metazoa; Arthropoda; Insecta; Hymenoptera; Vespidae
Gene: Ada2a
Product: transcriptional adapter 2-alpha-like
Exons: 4
Coding region: 476-2263 (595 amino acids)
Biological process (GO): chromatin remodeling; DNA-templated transcription initiation; regulation of transcription by RNA polymerase II
Cellular component (GO): nucleus; RNA polymerase complex; SAGA-type complex
Molecular function (GO): nucleotide binding; chromatin binding; transcription coactivator activity
Source: RefSeq, a predicted model, not a curated record
UCGCAGCGCUGACGAAUCGAUCAUUGACAUUCGACGGACGUAGACGGCAACGCUCGCUCCUAGAUAUCGAGAGCGAGAUACGAGGAAAGAAGAUUUCUCGCCAAUUCUCGAUCGAUCGAAACGAGAGGUAAUCCCGUCGAGGAACGAACUAAUCGCAGGGGAAAACAAUAAAGGAGAAUUUCCAUGACUUUGAAUCUCUUCGAUCGCUAUUCUCGAUACGAACCAACGCGCGUUACCGAGGGGUCGGAUCGAGGAAACCGAUCGCAGCGCCAACGUCGUCGAGACCUUUCUCGCCGGUCCUCUUUAGCCACGGAGGCGAUUUCGAAGCGCCGUCUGGCAGACGGCCACCGCGUUCCGCGGUCUUUCCUAGCGAGUCACCCCUCGCGCUCGUUUCUUCGUUCGUGCGCGUUGCUUGCCGCGCGAGGAUCGAGGCGAGCCGGCGUCCGUCCGAGAGACUCGUAAGAUUCCACGAAACAUGGCCAAUCCGAAUCUAACGGAUAUGACGGAGGAGGAUGCGGCGGACUUGCAGUUUCCCAAAGACUGCUCGUCGAGUAGAACAGAGAAUAUUGGCCAUGACGUAGAACUCGUCGAGGUGUCAGUCGUGAAGGACGAAAUCCUUACUUCAGAUCCAAUGUGUUACGCGUGCAAAACCAACCUGAGGGAACCUUACGUGAGGUGCGCCGUGUGCCUAGGCGUGGAGUUGUGUCCUUCUUGUUUUUCUAACGGAUGCGAGAUAGGUGAUCACAGAAACGAUCACGAUUACGUCGUAGCAAAGAACGAGUUCGAACUGGUAGACGGUAGCGGUUGGACGGCCAAGCAAGAAUUGGAAUUGUUAAACGUCGUGCAAGAGUGCGGCUUUGGUAAUUGGGUGGACGUGUCCAAGAGAAUAGACGGCAAGUCUACGGAGGAGUGCAAGGCGCACUACUUGGAGCACUACGUGGAUAAUCAGACCCUCCCCGGACUGCCAAGGAUCAACGAAACUAGGGCCAGUCUGUUCGGUUGCGACCCAGUCCCGUAUUGCUACAAGUUGCACGACUUGGAGGAACCGCCUAGAUUUGCUUCGGAUACGCUCAACUGUAGAAUGUUGGCUGGAUACAAUGCCGCGAGAUCCGACUUCGAGGUGAACUUCGACAACCACGCGGAGCUGCUCGUGUCCGACUUGAAUUACGACCAAUUCGAUCCGGGCGAUUCGGACGAGGAGUUGGGAAAGUCCUUGCAAGUGGCCAUCGUUCAAGCUUACAACAACAGACUGAAGGAACGCAAGAGACGAAGGAAGAUCAUACGAGAUCACGGACUGAUCGCGAUAAGGAGAACGAUGUCUUGGUUGCAGAGGUACGAAUGUACGAUAACGCGAGCCCUCGCGGAGAGGCUCUUGAUUUUCAUGCAGCUCACGGGGGGUAUGGAUUUCGAUUACCUCAUGGAAGGUCUCCAUCGCGUUGGCGAACUUAAAAACUAUAUCAAUAAACUCGUCGACUUUCGCAUCAACGGGAUAAGAUGUUUCCACAGCGUUUCGAUCUUUCAAAAACUGUCGAAGCUCCGCCAGGAGAACGAGAGGGAGAGAAAGCAAUAUCUGAAUAAUCCGGAGUACAGUUGGAGGAGCGUAUUGCCGGAUAACGUCGCGAGUUCCAACGUUGCGUCGAUGGGACAUAAUAUCCCGCAGAGAAGAGCGGCGCCACCUCUCGUGAUCAACGGUCUUCCAGGCUACGAAAGGCUUACCAGCGACGAAAAGCUAUUGUGCUCCGUGACCAGAGUGGUACCCGCCAGCUAUUUGGAUUACAAGCACAUUUUAAUCGCGGAAAACAAAAAGUGUGGUUCUCUGCGUUUGGCACAGGCUCGCGUUCUCCUAAAGAUCGACGUUAAUAAGACCCGCAAGAUAUACGACUUCUUGGCGGACGAAGGAUACAUAAAAUUCGAGAACGCCGAAACGCUGUUAAUAUCCGAGGUGUACAUGCUGCUGGAACAUAGGAAAGCUCAGAACGAGUCCGCGGAAGAGGAACAAGAAUUUUCGGAAGUCUUUAUGAAGAGUUUGACGUAUACCAAUCGAUUUGGAAGAUUUAAAAAUAAAGAAACCAUCGCAGCGGUUCGAAGCUUGUUGAUGCAAAAGAAACUGCACAAGUUCGAACUCGCCUCCUUGGCGAACCUGUGCCCGGAAACUCCGGAAGAAGCCAAAGCCUUGAUUCCGAGCCUCGAAGGACGCCUGGAGGACGAGGAGCUACGAACGAUCCUGGAGGACAUACAAACCAAGAGAUCUUUGCAGUACUGAGGAGCCUUCGGUUCCUUUCCCUUAGGAUCGAUCGCACGACUGCAAACGUCUGUCCUUUACGUAUUCCUAUCGAGAUACGCGCCUACUCUCAUUCCAUUUUUCAAUAAACGUAAAUCGACUCUCUCGUU